AUGCCGGUGGAUAGUUUGGAGCUGGAGACAUGCUCCUUCUCGGUGCAGGGCUCCACCUUCGAGGUGCCAAAGCGGUAUCACAUAGAUGAGCCCAUGAGUCACGGAGCUUAUGGCAUAGUCGUAUCGGCUGAGGACAAGGAGAUCGAGGAGAAAGUUGCGCUCAAGAAGAUCGAGGGUGUUUUCGAACACAUCACGAUCGCCAAGCGCACGCUCCGGGAGCUCCGGAUCCUGCGACAUCUACAACACGAGAACCUCAUGCAGGUCAAGAACAUUUUUAUGGUGGGCUCCAGAUAUACCUUCCAGGAGCUCUAUGUCGUUUCGGAACUCAUGGAGACCGACUUGGCUUCUACCUUGAGGUCUUCUCAGAUGUUGACAGACGAUCACUGUCAGUUCUUUUUGUACCAAAUCCUGCGUGGUAUGAAGUACGUGCACUCGGCUCAGGUCAUUCACCGGGACCUGAAGCCAAGGAACCUGCUGGUGAAUAGCAACUGCGACCUCAAGAUCUGCGACUUUGGCUUGGCCCGAGUGCGCUUCUCCGACAAGGAGUGGGUCUGUCCCAUGACGGAGUACGUUUGUACGCGUUGGUAUCGCGCUCCAGAGGUGCUGUGCUCUUGGACAGACUACUCGUGUGCUAUCGACAUUUGGUCGAUCGGCUGCAUCUUGGCGGAGAUGUCGACGCGCAGGCCGCUUUUUCCAGGGCAGAGUACUCAAAACCAGCUGGACAUGAUCAUCGACCUUCUCGGCUCCCCUGAUUCUCAGGAGCUCAUGAAGAUUCCCAACGAGAAGUGCCGGAAAUUUAUCAAGUCGCUGCCGGUCCAUGCGACCAAGAGCUUUCCAGAGGUCUUCAAGUCAAUGCCAGAACCUGCGGUAGACAUCCUGAGGAAGAUGUUGCGCUGGGACCCUUUGAGUAGACUCACCGUGGAGGAGGCCAUCUCGCAUCCUUAUCUGGACAAAUUGCAUUGCCCCGAGGAUGAGCCCACCAGGGAGCCCUUGGAUACGACGGACUUCGAGUUCGAGAGGCGGAAGAUUACGCUGCCGGCCCUUCGGGAGGAGAUUUUUAGAGAAGCUCUGGAGCAUUUCCCAGAGGUAAAGGAGCGCUUCGACCAGGAGAUUCGUUCCGGAAACGAGAAGCCCCACGACAUCCUCCAGUAUCGGCUCCUACUUCCCGGGGAAUCUCAGUACUCGUCAGAUGAAGAGUCCGGUGAGGACAUUUGA
Symbiodinium sp. CCMP2456 is the source of this 1215-nucleotide messenger RNA. NCBI's taxonomy places the organism in Eukaryota, Dinophyceae, Suessiales, Symbiodiniaceae. The record is from the annotation of a GenBank genome assembly.